This is a messenger RNA of Dendrobium catenatum, 2815 nucleotides long. RefSeq names its product disease resistance protein Pik-2. The transcript has 3 exons. Bases 38 to 2815 code for a protein of 925 amino acids. Gene Ontology annotation, biological process: defense response to other organism. Lineage: Eukaryota; Viridiplantae; Streptophyta; Magnoliopsida; Asparagales; Orchidaceae. Gene Ontology annotation, molecular function: ADP binding. The record is from RefSeq and is a predicted model, not a curated record.
UCUUCUUCAUCUGCAGAAGAACGAGAGAUAAGCUGAUAUGGCGGAGGCAUUAGCUCAGAACGUUAUCACUUCAUUCGUGCAGGGAGUGAUAAGUUCAAAUCUGACAAACCUGAAUAAUCUGGCAUCAAAGGAAGCGGGCCUUUUGCUAGGUGUUCGGAGGGAAAUCACCUAUAUAAUUGAGGAGCUUGAGAUGAUGAAGGCCUUUCUCAGAAGUGCAGAAGAGAAGCAGGAGACGGAUUUCAUGGCGAGGGUAUGGGUGCGGCGCGUCAGAGAGGUCUCCUUGGCUUUAACCAUCAUCAGUUUCUUAGAUUGGUUGGGUUUUCGACUCCGAUCACUUUGCACAUUACAUGUUCGGCAUGAGAUUGCAGCUGAGAUUCAAGACCUUAAAUACAGGAUUGCUCACAUAAGUGAUUGUCGAUUGCGUUAUGGCAUUACUGCAAUACCCUCAAGCUACUAUAAUGCUUCUAGCUCAAUGGGCCCUCGCUUCGUCGACUAUCGACUUGGUGCCUUGUUCAUACAAGAGGAUCAAUUGGUGGGCAUUGAUGAACCUCGAAGAAAGCUUACAAAUUUACUAAUUAGGGAUGAGAAGCAAUGUAGGGUCAUCUCUGUGUUAGGCAUGGGCGGACUUGGUAAGACCACUCUCACAAAACGGGUAUAUGAGGACCUACAAAUGAUAGGUGAGUAUUUUGACUGUCGUGCAUGGAUUACCAUCUCACAGACAUUCAAUCUGAAUGUACUUCUUAGAGACAUCAUCAAGCAGGUUGCAUCUCUCGACCAUAAAAUGGAUCUCAAUAAUGAGGAUCUCAUCAAUCAACUUGAAAAGUUACUAAAAAAUAAGCGUUAUAUUGUUGUGUUGGAUGACAUAUGGAGCAUUGAUGCAUGGGAGAGCAUAAAGCAUGCUCUACCUGAAAACAACAAUCGAAGUAGAGUAAUAGUCACAACACGGAUAGAAGAAGUUGCGAACAAUUGCUGUGCUGAUGCCAGUGGGGUUGACUAUGUCUACAAGCUGCAGCUACUCUCAAAGGAACAAUCAAUGGAAUUGUUCCAAAGGAGAGUGUUUGGUCACAAUAAGCGCUACCCGGAGCAUCUAGAAAAUGUUGCCAAUGAUCUUAUUGCAAAAUGUGGUGGACUUCCACUUGCCAUUGUUGCAAUGGCCGGCGUUCUCAAAAGCAUGCCAACCCCAGAUGACCAUCAACAAUGGACUAACUUGCUCAACAACUUAUCCUCAGUGUUUGAAACAAAUCAAAGCCUUGAAGGCAUGAAGCAGGUGCUGCUCCUUAGCUACAAUCACCUCCCAUACCUUCUCAAGCCUUGUUUUUUAUAUCUUAGCAUUUUUCCAGAGGACCAUCUCAUUAUACGUAAGAAUUUGAUCCAACUUUGGGUAGCUGAAGGGCUAGUGUGCAACCAAUAUGCUAUGAGCGCAGAGGUUGUGGCUGAGUACUACUUUAAUGAGCUGGUUAGUAGAAGUCUUAUCUUGCCGUCAGAAGUGGGUUUGAAUGGGAAGGUGAAAAGCUAUCGAAUUCAUGAUAUCAUGCUUGAAGUUCUUAUAUUCAAGUCAAUGGAGGAAAAUAUGGUUUCAAUUCAUGGUAAGCAUAGUAGAUCAAGUCUUAAAGAUGGAAAUGUGAUUCGACGAUUAUCACUUCAGAGAGAAAGCAAUCAAAUAAGAGGCAUUCCAGAUGAUGUGAACGUAUCACAAGUUACAUCACUAUUAAUUUAUGAUUUUCAAAUGAUCCUAGCCUUGCUUCCAAGAUUCAGAUUGCUGAGAGUCUUGGUGUUCGAAAAUUAUUCAUUUGAUUGCGAUGAAGAAAAAGUUAGCUUCUUGCAAAUACUUUCUAAGUUUAGGCAUCUUCGAUAUUUGAGCCUAAAAGGAACUAGUCUAAAAUCUUAUCCAACAAAAAAAAUGAAGUCAACCUUCUCAAAAUCCUUAAGUAAGCUUCGAAAUUUGGUGACAUUGGACAUACGUGAUGUUGGCAUACGCCGACUGUACUCUUCAGUUGCAAAACUAAAACAACUUCGCCAUCUUCUAAUGCGAAAUUCAGACUCUUUCAUUUUGCCAUUAUUUAAUGUUAAUUAUAAGAUGAAUUCUGGAGUGUUGCUAAACCUAAAAAAUUUGCAAACAUUGGUGGGCUUGAAGAUUAAUAAUAUGGAAAUAGCAGAGGAACUAGGGUUCCUAACUCAAUUGAGGAUACUAAAGAUCAGCGUGGAUUCAAAAUCCCCAAAAAUAUUAAGCUCUGCAUGUGUUUCUCUAAACAAAUUAAGUGGGACUCUUCAUUCCUUGAGCUUAACAGUCUGGCCAGAACCUCCUGAAAGAUUCAAUUUGAACAUAAAUAAUCAUCCUUACUUACUUCAAAGCCUUCAGUUACGAGGCGGUUGUAAUCUACCAUAUUGGGUUAGCUCUCUAAACAACUUAGCUACGUUGACUCUUAUUAUUGAUAAUAAAAAUUUGGAUAACGACUUGGGAGUCAUCAAGAGAUUGCCCAACUUGCUCUACCUUACUCUCUCAAGCUUUUAUUAUACUUCGGUUGAGUUACUAUUUACCAAAGGAGGCUUCCGAAGAUUGAAGUUGUUGCAUAUUUAUGGAAUGGAGGAAUUGAAAUCCAUUGAAUUCCAAAUCGAAUGCAUGCCUGUUCUUAAGAAACUUGUAAUCAACGGAGGUUGGUCAUUGACUCGUGUCAUUGGUAUUGGAUUUUUGCCAUGCCUCCAAGAGAUUCAACUUAUUUCAGCGCCAAAGAGAAUCAUAGAAGUAUUGAACUCGGAUGUAGAUACACAUAAGAACAUUCCCAAACUUACAGCAAUUAAUGUGAAAGAUAACUAA